CAGAGCGAACGAAAACAAGGCUCCUUAUCGCGCCGUAAUUAUCGCGCGCCGUCAAGUUUUCUCUGACAAUAAUAGAGAAAUAUCGCGGUAUUUACGCUGCAAAAUGUCUAGCGCGAAGAUCAUCGAAAAUCCAGAAAUACCGGGAUUAGAAUGUUUUCUGCCGCCGCCUCCACCGCCUCCGCCGCCUCCGCCUCCAGUUACAACGUCGAAAAGCAACAACUUGGCAAUUACGACGGAGCAACAACAACCUGUGACAACAGAAUCGACGACGACCGGUUUAUCGACUAACGAAACAGCGGGAAAUCUAACAACGAUUCAAGCAGCAACCACGUCGUUUCCAAGCCUGCCUGUGCCAACAGCGUAUAUCAUGCAUCCGGCGAUGCAACCACAAACACCUGGACAGCCAACUACACCCUGGUGGGUACCGACGGAUUCCGAUACAUCGGACCUGUAUGCACGGUGGUAUGACACGACCUACAAAGCGGCAGCUGCGGCAGUCGUAUCGCCGACGAUACAAGUUUGCAACAAGACCAAGAACAAGUAUUACAAACGCAAGAACGAGUUCAUCGAUCCCGCGGUAGACGCAGAGAAAGUUGCAAGCGCCCAGAGGGAACUGGCAGCACUAAUGAAACCGCUGAAAUGCGAUCUGUGCAAUGCAGUUAUGAACUCCGCGUUACAAGCAAAGUUACAUUACGAUGGAAAGCCGCAUCAGAAGAAGGUGUCUAUGUUUUUGAAUCAGAGUGUAAAGAAACAAAAGACCGAAGACGGCCAAGUCAGUAGUACGACCACCGACUGGCAAAACUAUUGUGAUAUUUGUAAGACGUGGUUCACGUCGCAAACGGAUGCGACGCAACACUACGCUGGUAAAAAACAUAUUAGAGCAGCGAACGGCGGACGUCGUGCGAGGCCGUCGAAGAAGUCGCAAAAUCAAAAUCAGUACAGUCAAAUAGAUCCCAGCGGCCGAUUCGGAAUGGCUUUUCAGACGGAAGUGCAAUCUACACCGGCACAGCCGGUAGUACCUGACGGUACCAAUGCGGUACCUGCACCAGCAACGGCCUCCAUCUACACACCGCCACCUUAUCCAACGCCGUUGCGUUGCGAUCUCUGCGGUGUUUCGGCAAAUCGACAGGACCAAUUAGAAACGCACAAACGCGGUGCCAGGCACUUGAGAAUGCUCAGAUUGAACGGAUUGCCCGUUCCCGAGCCUGCUGCCGAGAACGAGGCGACACCGGCUACUCCUGGACCUAUAGAUUAUUCCAUUUACCGAACACCAUCAGGCCAGUAUUAUUGUGCACCGUGCAAUCUGUCGUUGAACUCCGAGAGUACGUUUGCUCAGCACGUGGAGAGCAAAAAACAUAAAAAUCAGUCGAACCCAAAGUCUCCGUCUAAUGCCGUAGUGGUGUCGAAGAAAGCUAGAUUCAAGAAGAAAUAAGACCACGGGCGCAUCGUGCACGUGCACGGUCGGUGCACGCUACUUCCUUGUCUGUCCAUUGUUUUCACUGAAACUUUUCUCUCAUUUUUCGGUUACGCAGAUGUAUUGUGGUUGUAUCGCAAGCAACGUGCAGCGAUCUGUGCCUAAUAAUAAGAAAUAAAACUCUUGUUCGAUA
Bombus huntii is the source of this 1607-nucleotide messenger RNA. Its product is annotated as zinc finger protein 346-like. Gene Ontology annotation, molecular function: nucleic acid binding; zinc ion binding. Bases 104 to 1432 code for a protein of 442 amino acids. Lineage: Eukaryota; Metazoa; Arthropoda; Insecta; Hymenoptera; Apidae. The transcript is spliced from 8 exons. The record is from RefSeq and is a predicted model, not a curated record.